AUGAGCCAAGACACUACAGAAACACGAACAAGGACACGCUCCAAAGGUAUCCGGGUGUCGCCAGAGCUUGUGGGACAAGAAAUAAAGCAGGAGUUGAGCAGCAGCUGUCCCACGCCUGGAUGUGAUGGCAAAGGGCAUGUCAGUGGGAGAUACUCGCGGCAUAGAAGCAUACUGGGAUGCCCGAUUGUGAAGAAAAGGAAGCUGGAAGAGGCUGAGGCUGAGGAGAACCAGUCUGCUCCCAAGAGGAGGAACCAGCCUGCCAAACAAAUAGCAGAUGAAUGCUUUGCUGCAGACAGUGAUGCAGCAGAAGAAGAGGAGGAGCAGAAAGAUGAUGAAGAGGAGGACGAAGAGGAAGGCCUCAAAGAGAAAAACAGAAACAAAACAAAAGGCCGGCCAGUGUCGAUAAAAACAGACUGCUCACAGGUGACCACAGAGGACACAGAAGCAGCAGAAGAAGCAGUUUGUCCUCUGGCUGAAGAUGACAAAAACGAAGGCGUUACCUCAGAGACUGAGAACAAAACUGAAAGUGAUAAAACUAGUGAGGAAGAGAAGGUGAUAACAGAACCCCAACUGACCAAUGAUCAUCAGCAGGAGGAAACACAGGGCAAGGAGGAGGAGGGUCAGUUGGUGAAAAAGAAUGAGCCAUUCGAGCAACCCGAAGAAGAAACUGAGAGAAUUGAGCUUAAAGAGACAAAAGAAGAAGAGGAGGAAAAUGAAGCAGAAGAUGAGGAAGAGCAGGAGGAAAGACAAAAGAGCAUUUUAGAGAAGAGGGAGGUAGAAAGACAGUUGAUAAGUCAGGAAAAUUCUGAUCAUCAGUACUCCAGUGGAGAUUACAACCACCAGACCAAAGAAUCUGCAGUUGAGCAGAGCAAGAGGGAGGAGAUGGAGGAAAAAGAGGAAUUAGAGGAGAAGGUCCAACAAGAGGUUGACACACCGUACUCCUUAAGUCCACACAUUCUGGGAUCUGAUGCUGAGGUGUCUCUCAGGGAAGAAAAGGUCUGCACUCCUGUGACUGAGGAAGAGGAGGAGUAUGAAGAGCAGGAGGACAGAGAGGAGGAGGAUGAUGAUGAGAGGCAGGGGAAGCAAGCAGGUGAGGUGAUGGAGGAGGAAGAGGAUGACCAAUACUCCAGCAAAGCCUCUCCAACUACAGUGGUGAUAGAAGUCUGCUCAGAGGAUGAUGAGGAGGAGGAGGAGGAGCAGGAGGAAGAAGAGGAAGAAGAAGAAGAGGAGGAAGAAGGAGAGGAGCUGGAUCGUGUCUCAGAGGGAUCAGGAAUCACAGAUGACUCAGAGAACUGGGAUAUGACUCGAGGGAACCUGGGGCUGCUGGAGCAGGCCAUUGCCCUGAAGGCUGAGGAGGUGCAGGGGGGUCAGGAGGUCAGGGGCUCUCCAGACUACCAACCAUACAGCAGCUCCAGCAAGAGCUCUGAGCCUGCUGCUGUGGCCCGCCGCACCGCUCACUUCAGCAAAGAGAAGAGGGAAGUCAAAUGUCCAACCCCAGGGUGUGACGGGACAGGUCAUGUGACUGGGCUGUACCCUCAUCACCGCAGUCUAUCUGGAUGUCCUCACAAAGACAGAAUCCCUCCAGAGAUUCUGGCCAUGCAUGAGAACGUCUUGAAGUGUCCAACCCCUGGCUGCACAGGCCAAGGCCAUGUCAACAGUAACCGCAACACACACCGCAGUCUGUCCGGCUGCCCCAUUGCAGCAGCGGCUAAGCUGAACAAAAACCAGGACAAGCAGUUGCAUUUACAGGCUUCAGGCAAUGAACCCUCAUCCAACUCUGACAGAGUGCUCAGGCCCAUGUGUUUUGUGAAGCAGUUAGAGAUUCCUCAGUAUGGUAGCUACCGGCCCAACACAGUGACCACCACACCUCGAGCCAACCUGGCCAAGGAACUGGAGAAAUAUUCUAAGGUGUCCUUUGACUAUGCAAGCUUUGAUGUCCAGGUGUUUGGAAAGCGUAUGCUUAUUCCAAAGCCAUCCAGUGCCACUGAAACGUCACCCAAAGCCUUCAAAUCUAAAUCCUUCCCAGAGGCCUCAUCCCCCAGUCACAGUGUGCCAGGAGGCUUUUGUAAGAGCGCUUCAUCCUCCAGUGGGUUUGACUACAGUCAAGACGCUGAGGCAGCCCACAUGGCAGCAACAGCCAUCCUCAACCUCUCCACCCGCUGCUGGGAGAGACCCGAGAGCCUCAGCACCAAGCCCAGGGAACCCUGCACGAAGGAGCCGGACAUCGAAGUAGACGAGAAUGGUACCUUAGACCUCAGCAUGAAGAAAAACAAGAGGGAGGGCAUGCAGUCUCCAGAGCCCUCAUCGUCCUCAUCUUCAUCCUCUCAACAUAUUGGAGCCACGUUGUCUCAGGGCCACACUCAGCCAGAGUGGGAGGGGCCACUAGACUUCACCACAGCAGGCAGAGUCAAGGAGGAGGACCAUGAUGAGGUGGAGUAUACAGCUCCCUCAUACACUUCAUCUGAUGGUGAGGACGAGGAUCAGGAAAACCUGGAGGACAGGAAGUACCCUGGUGAGGUCACCACCAGCAGCUUCAAGGUCAAGUUUCAGCCCAAAGACAGCAAAAAGGAAAUUCUUGUAUGUCCCACCCCAGGCUGUGAUGGUAGUGGACACAUCACUGGCAACUACGCAUCUCAUCGCAGUCUGUCAGGCUGUCCUCUUGCUGAUAAAUCACUUCGGACCCUCAUGGCUGCCCACACAGCUGAACUAAAGUGUCCAACUCCAGGUUGCGAUGGAUCAGGCCACAUUACUGGAAACUACGCUUCACAUAGAAGUCUGUCCGGAUGCCCACGAGCCAAGAAGGGUGGGAUCAAAUCAACCCCCACCAAGGAUGACAAGGAAGACUCUGAGCUGUUACGGUGUCCAGUUCCUGGCUGUGACAGUCUAGGCCACAUCAGUGGGAAGUAUGCCACCCACCGCAGUGCCUAUGGCUGUCCACUGGCAGCACGCCGCCAGAAGGAGGGUCUCCUUAAUGGCACCCCCUUCUCCUGGAAAGCCUUCAAGACCGAGGGCCCAACCUGCCCCACGCCAGGCUGCGAUGGGUCUGGUCAUGCUAACGGCAGUUUCCUGACACACCGCAGUCUGUCAGGUUGUCCCAGAGCAUCGGCCAACAAGAAGAGAGCCAAGUUCCCAGGAGAUGAGUACAUCACUGCCAAGUUCAGAGCCAGUGACGUUCUGGACAACGAUGAGGACAUCAAGCAGCUCAACCAGGAGAUUAACGAGCUGAAUGAGUCCAACUCAGAGAUGGAGGCCGACAUGGUGAACCUGCACACUCAGAUCUCUUCUAUGGAGAAGAACUUGAAGAGCAUGGAGGAGGAAAAUAAGGAGAUUGAGGAGAAGAAUGAGGCCUUGUUUCUGGAGCUGUCUGGCCUGAGUCAGGCUCUGAUUCACAGCCUGACCAACAUCCGCCUGCCCACUAUGCAGGAGCCGCUGUCAGAGCAGAACUUUGACAGUUAUGUGGAGACCCUGACCCACAUGUUUACCAAUAAAGACUGCUAUCAGAACCCUGAGAACCGGGCCCUGCUUGAGUCCAUCAACCAGGCAGUGAAGGGCAUUGAAGUGUGA
Molecule: messenger RNA, 3564 nt
Organism: Scomber scombrus (Atlantic mackerel)
Lineage: Eukaryota; Metazoa; Chordata; Actinopteri; Scombriformes; Scombridae
Gene: myt1a
Product: myelin transcription factor 1a
Exons: 21
Coding region: 1-3564 (1187 amino acids)
Biological process (GO): regulation of transcription by RNA polymerase II
Cellular component (GO): nucleus
Molecular function (GO): RNA polymerase II cis-regulatory region sequence-specific DNA binding; zinc ion binding; DNA-binding transcription factor activity, RNA polymerase II-specific
Source: RefSeq, a predicted model, not a curated record